UCUAUCUUCAACUAUCUACCUAACCUAAGAUAUCAUCAACCAGCCAACUCCGGUAGUAGAGAGCUACUCCUACCACUCAUUUCCUCUCCGAACUCGAUUUAGAAUGGCGUCGCCCGAGGUGCACCACCUUUUCCACAGGCCCAUUGCCGACCACUCGUUCUCGGCCGAUCGCCAGACGCUGGCUGUGGCCAAGGAUACCGGUGUUGAGCUCUACGGGAAAGCAGGCAACGCCUUCAAGCUGAAGGAUGAGCUCAAGGGUCAUGACAAGACCGUUACCGGCGUCGACAUCGCGCCGCAAAGUGGCCGCAUUGUUACGUGCUCUCAAGAUCGAAAUGCUCUUGUCUGGGAACCCUCCCCAACCGGAUACAAACCUACUCUUGUUCUCCUCCGCAUUGCCCGGGCUGCUACGUUUGUUCGAUGGUCGCCCUCCGAGACGAAAUUCGCCGUGGGCUCUGGCGACCGUGUCAUCGCCAUCUGCUACUUCGAGGAGGAGAACGACUGGUGGGUCUCGAAGCACCUGAAGAAGCCCAUCCGCAGCACGAUUACCACGGUCAAUUGGCAUCCCAACUCGGUUCUGUUAGCCGCCGGCUCGACCGAUGCGCACGCCAGAGUGUUCUCGGCCUUCAUCAAGGGCGUUGAUGCCCGUCCCGAACCCAGUGUUUGGGGUGAGCGCCUGCCUUUCAAUACGGUCUGUGGUGAGUAUCUGAAUAACUCGGCUGGCUGGGUCCACUCCGUGGCUUUCUCGCCCAGUGGAAAUGCCCUCGCCUUUGCCGCUCACGAUAGCAGCAUCACCGUGGUUUAUCCCUCAGGCCCGGAGCAACCACCUCAGGCCGUCGUCAGUGUUAGCACCCAGCUAUUGCCAUUCAUGAGCAUGGUAUGGAAUGGCGAGGACGAGAUCAUCGCCGCUGGCUAUGAUUGCGAGGCUUUCCGAUUCCAGGGCGGUCCUUCAGGAUGGCAACUCACUGGCACCUUGGAAGCCAAAGGACGGCCUGGUCUCGGUGAAGCCCGAGAAGAAUCUGCGCUGAACAUGUUCAAGCAGAUGGAUUUGAAGGGUAAGGUCAAAGAUGACACCCAGCUGAAGACGGUUCACCAAAACACGAUCACGACUCUUCGUGUUUAUGAAGGAAGUAAUGGAUCCGUCAGCAAAUUUAGCACAAGCGGUGUGGACGGUAGGAUCGUCAUUUGGAACGCGUAGAUACCGUAACCGGACAUGAAACUCUAUGUAGUUGAAAAGAAACAAUUCUAAAAUUUGUAUCACGACUAUGGUUGACUGUUUGGUCCAACUGUGGGAGGAUGGUGAUGAUAAUAGCUGGAACGAGACUCUACGCCUCAAGGUUAACCAUUUCUUCUCAUCACGAUCAGUUACAAGUCACAGCAAUAGAUUAGCAAGACACAGUAGCAAAUGUAUCGUAAAUGUAUUGAAGAA
Molecule: messenger RNA, 1426 nt
Organism: Xylaria bambusicola
Lineage: Eukaryota; Fungi; Ascomycota; Sordariomycetes; Xylariales; Xylariaceae
Product: WD repeat domain-containing protein
Exons: 3
Coding region: 104-1195 (363 amino acids)
Biological process (GO): Arp2/3 complex-mediated actin nucleation
Cellular component (GO): actin cytoskeleton; Arp2/3 protein complex
Molecular function (GO): actin filament binding
Source: RefSeq, a predicted model, not a curated record